Molecule: messenger RNA, 1797 nt
Organism: Penicillium angulare
Lineage: Eukaryota; Fungi; Ascomycota; Eurotiomycetes; Eurotiales; Aspergillaceae
Product: F-box protein
Exons: 2
Coding region: 1-1797 (598 amino acids)
Molecular function (GO): protein binding
Source: RefSeq, a predicted model, not a curated record
AUGAUUACUAUGUUGUCCGACCUGCCCUCGGAGAUUGUGGUGCAUAUCACUAUAUACCUUCCCACAAUCAGUGGUGUGACCAACCUCGCACAAACCUGUCAGCGACUGUAUAAAAUUAUCAACACGGAAGAAUCAUCAAUAUUCCGAUCUUUCGUUCAAAAUAAAUUUCCAUGCAUUGAAACCCCACCUUUGUGGAAAGAUGCAGCUCGUGCACUCACAUCGCGAUCACGAGCCCUCGACAAACUUGGGAUUAUUGGCCGAUUCGUGAUCCCACCUCAAGCUAAUGCAACAACCCGAAUAGGGUUUCAAGAGCCAACCCGUAGGGACAAUCCCACUCUCGGGUACCGACCAGCUAUAGACUCAUAUGAAGUCUGGCAUGGCGAACGCUGGACCGAUCGACGAGAAGUGCUUGCGUGGGGUGCGGGCCACCAAAUCGUUUUGCGAUCCAAACAGUCUGGAAUACAGUCUAAAGAACAGUGGGUGUCCUUCAACGAUGUUGAGGAGGCAACUAGCUUUGAUGAUGUCUGUGGAUUGCAUCUUCUCAGAGAUGAGAAAUGGAGACAGGAUUCCGGUGUCGAACAUCUAGUUUUUGGCCGCUUGAGAGGGGAGCUUGCGCAUGUUGAACUUUCUCUAGACACAGCCACUCAUGAACAUAAGCAGAGAUUCAAUACAAAUGGGCUUAGUUUGGAACAAACAGAUCUAAGCGGCGAUACUCUGGCCGCUCAUUUUGAUAAUGGAUCUGUUGCUCUAUACACACUGAAUAGUGAUGAAAGCGAGAUUGAGCCAUUCGCGUGGGCUGGCUCCGAAUUAGAUCCCUUGAUCAAAAGUCGCUACUCGAAGCUAUUAUCUCCUUUAAAGCUAGCUAUUGCGACUGGUCGACUUGAAAACUCGCUCUCAAUCAACAUAAUCUCGAAUGAUGGCGCAUGCAUAUACAGAGAAAUAGGCGUUGAUUCCCUUGAUCUCGAAGACCAAGUUGGCCGAUCAGUAAAUGCGGCUGUUACUGCCAUCGCUCCUCUCAAUACAAUUUCAUGCAAUGGCUCUCCGGGUGAUGUAUUUUUGGCUGCAUGGGGUGAUCGUACAAUAAGACUUCAUGAUCUUCGCUCACCGCAUUCCAACGAAUCAACAUAUAGAGAUACAACCGACACCAACCUCAUUUACAGCGUGCAACCCUUUGGCCACGAUCGUUUUCUAGCUGGGGCAGGCGGCAAUGCCGUCCUCAAAAUCUUUGAUCUGCGCAUGAGUAAAAUUUAUAGUUAUCUGGAUGCACAAGUCCCACCCAUCCAAACCCAAACCAGCAUCUCUCCAAAAAGGGCAGAAAGACCUGCACCUCACGGGCCUCGCAAAGACUUUUCCCUGUUCCUCUCAGCUCAGCUCCCCUCAGCUACACCGGGUAAUCUUCGUGCCCGUAGACGCGGCCCUUACCGAGGCCCAAUUUAUACCAUGUCCACACCAUCGCCAUCGUCACCAACAGUAUACACAGGUAUUGUGGAUGGUGUUGUUCGACUGGAUUUUGCUUCGACGGAUGAUUUGACUGGGCCAUCCCGCGAAUGGUUUGAUUAUGAUUUGAAUAUAGAGAAAGGAGGACAAUCCGUUCCUGUUGGCACGGAAAAUGUGCUUAGAAUAGCUGGGUAUGAACGGCCGGACCAAGAUGAUUUUACGACUACUUCUAAGCUGCGAAGGCAGCAUGAAUGUUGGUAUCUCGAGGACAGGCAUGCAACCAAUGUGGCAGAACCUGGCUGGGAUCGGCGAUGGGAGGCCCUUGAGCAGUCUGGCGCCUGGAGAAGAAGGGACGGAUAG